This is a messenger RNA of Periophthalmus magnuspinnatus, 2774 nucleotides long. It is a transcript of the gene fbxo42, whose product is annotated as F-box protein 42. NCBI's taxonomy places the organism in Eukaryota, Metazoa, Chordata, Actinopteri, Gobiiformes, Gobiidae. Bases 208 to 2301 code for a protein of 697 amino acids. The transcript is spliced from 10 exons. Gene Ontology annotation, molecular function: protein binding. The record is from RefSeq and is a predicted model, not a curated record.
GACGUGUGCUGGACCCACCCUGGCCCCGCGCUGGAGCGGAGGGUCGCUGUGGCUGAGAGGCGGGCGUUGGAGAAGCAGCUUCACGGAGCAGCUUCACGGAGCGAAAGAUGGCGACAGUCUGGAGGUUGCUGCAGCGAUUCUGGAGCUGAUACUGGACAGAAGAGGAGAGACUGAGCAAAUAAAACGACUACGUUACAAGCAAAGACAAUGUCCCGCUCUCCUGACAAUGAGGAUGGAUGCUCUGUUGCCAUGGAUACUGAGGACAGUGGUACUGAGCCUGCUGGGAUAACAGAGGAAAACACGGGGUCAUACAGAAAAGUGGAGAACAUGGACACUUUCGCCAAAGGAGGCGGGAGGACAAUGUUGGAGUUACCAGAGGAAGUUCUGGAAUAUAUUUUGUCAUUCUUAUCACCGUACCAAGAGCAAAAGACUGCUGCACUUGUAUGUAAGCAGUGGUAUCGCCUCAUUAAAGGUGUAGCUUAUCAGUGCUACCAUGGUUUUCUGAGGGCAGUUCAGGAGGGCAAUAUCCAAUGGGAAAGUAGGACAUACCCAUAUCCAGGAACUCCAAUUACACAACGCUUUUCACACAGUGCUUGCUACUACGACUCAAAUCAAUCCAUGUAUGUGUUUGGGGGCUGUACCCAGAGUAGCUGCAAUGCUGCCUUUAACGACUUAUGGAGACUUGAUCUUAACAGCAAAGAGUGGAUCCGUCCUUUAGCUUCAGGGUCAUAUCCUUCUCCUAAAGCCGGAGCUACUUUAGUAAUGCACAAAGAUCUGCUGGUCCUGUUUGGUGGAUGGACACGACCCAGUCCAUAUCCACUCCAUCAGCCAGAACGCUUCUUUGAUGAAAUCCACACCUACUCUCCUUCAAAGAACUGGUGGAACUGUAUAGUAACAACACAUGGACCUCCACCUAUGGCAGGCCACUCUUCAUCUGUAAUAGGAAACACAAUGGUGGUUUUUGGAGGAUCUUUAGGAGCUCGGCAAAUGAGUAAUGAAGUUUGGGUUUUGGAUCUAGAGCAGUGGUCAUGGUCAAAGCCACCCAUCUCUGGAUCUUCACCACACCCAAGAGGAGGCCAGUCCCAGAUUGCGAUUGAUGAUCAGACAUUGCUCAUUUUGGGAGGCUGUGGUGGUCCAAAUGCACUUCUCAAAGAUGCCUGGCUCCUUCACAUGGGUACACCACCAUGGAGGUGGCAACAGCUUCAAGUAGAAAAUGAGGACCAUGGUGCCCCUGAACUUUGGUGCCACCCGGCUUGUAAAGUGGGACAGUGUGUGGUAGUUUUCUCCCAGGCUCCAUCAGGCCGUGCACCUCUUAGUCCGAGUCUUAACUCUCGGCCAUCCCCCAUAAGUGCCACACCUGCCCCGCUGGGCCCUGAGCCUCCCUCGCUCCGCUCGCAGUCUCCUGUGCGUAGUGGGGCAGCUGGGGUGGUCCUGGGAGCUGUAGAAGAAGCUCCCUGUGUGAAUGGCCGCUGGGGUACACUGCGACCUCGCCCUUCAGCCAGAGGAAGUGCCAAAGAAGGAAGUCCCUCUUCAUCGCAACAGGCCUCUCCUUUACAAGCUCCAGACAGUCCUCCACUCGCCCCUUUGUUGAAUGGCACCUCUCCACCUCCACGCAGCAGCCCUGCCCAGGCUUCAUCUCCACCCCUUCGCCUUCAUCCACCUGCCCCCACAGACUAUGGAUGGGAGUCUCCUUCUGUCUCCCAUCACCCUGAGGUGGCCACUACCAAUGGUCUGCACACCCCUCCUUCAGGGUCCCCUCGCACUCCUCCGGGUGCUGUAUCUCCCGCUGCUCUCCGGCGAGGGCUGGAAGCAGUCAAAAACAAGUCUUCUGUGCUCUCGUCCUCAUCUGCGCCUCCUUCAUCCUCUGCAUCUUCUCUCCAGAACCAGAAUCCAGGAAGUAGUGGAGGAGCUGGUCCUCCUGGAACUCCUCCCUCCUCCCACAGCCCCCCGCAGGCAGCUGCAGCCGAUGGACAUGCUAUCCCACCUAUUGCACGGCGGCUUGGCCACCACCCGCCUCAAAGCCUAAAUGUCGGCAAGCCUCUUUAUCAGUCACUUAACUGCAAGCCCAUGCAGAUGUAUGUGUUGGAUGUAUCCAGGGCCAAAUCUGCUGCUGUGGUGUCUUGGCGAGUUUAUGGAAAUGGGACUCCCGCUGCAGUGACAGGACCUCCAGAGACCAGUUUGCACACUGUGGUACAGGGCAGGGGAGAGCUCAUUAUCUUUGGAGGUCUAAUGGACAAAAAGCAGAACGUAAAGUACUACCCUAAAACUAAUGCCUUGUACUUUGUGCGUGCUAAAAGGUAAUGCAGUACUGAAGUGACAACUGGAAGACUGACAUGCCACCUAGUGACAGAACAAGGGAACUGACACCUAAGGCCUUUUUCAAAAAUAAAGGUUUAUGGGAAAAGGAUUAUGAUAUUGUUAGUUGUAUUAUUAAAUUCUCCAUUUGCCUAUGACAAACAUACAAAAUCAAACUCUCACACUUUCAUUCGAGCUUUAGUUGUUGAAGAGAACAUUAUUGUUUCCAACAAUGAUACUGUAACACUUUAGUUGUACCCCUCUUCUGGACUUUGAAAAGAUGAAACCUGUUGUUGGCGUACAACUCCUUUUGCUUUUUGUAUCACUCUUACAGCCUGCAAAGUUUACAUUUACAAGUGUGAGUGUGUGUGAGUGUGCACGGUGGUGGUUAAAGGUUGUUGACUAAUGUGUGUAGGGGGCCAUGAGUGGUGGCACUGUACUAUAUCAACAUAGUUAAACAAUAAAGGCCUCCAUGUCUG